CCCGGGGCCGCCCCGCCCGCCCCCGCGGCCCCCGCCGCGCGCACCAGUCGGGGGCCGCCAAGGCAGCACCCGAGCCAUGGCCGCGCGGCCAGUGCGCCCGCGGGAGCCCCGCGGAGAAGCCUGGCUGCGCCCAGCGGCCCGGAGCUAAAGGGCGCGCCGGCGCACGCCUGGCGCGGCAUGGCGCAGACGGGGCCGUUGCCCUCGGAGAGGCGCCGCCCGGCCGCUGGCCAGGCUGCUCGGCAGCGCUGGUCGCCCGGCGAGGCGGAGCCCUGCAGGCCGCCGAACCCACUUGUGGUCAUCGACGCCCUGUCGCGCAUGCGCCUCUUCGCGGGCUGCGCCGAGGACCACAUAGACAUGGUUGCGCAGAAGGCGGAGCGCAGGGUGCUGAAGCCGGGCGAGGAGCUGCACCUGGAGGACGGGGGCCCGCUGGUCAUCGUGGAGAGCGGCGCGGUCUCCGUCCGCGUGGGUGGCGGGGGCAGCUCCUCGGUGGUGUUCGGAGCGGGGGAGGCUCUCAACUUUGUGGGCCUACUGAUGCUCAACUCCGAGGUGGAGCCUUUUCGGCCGAUCAACCGUGGCAAGGGCGGCGCGCGCCCCGGUCCCGUCAAGGACGCCGGCGCGCUGGGCACUGGCGCUCGCAGGCCCGAGGCCACGAGCAGCAUCGGGCGGGGCGCCUACCACCCCUACCCGGUGCAGAACGCGCCGUUCCUGUUCCAAGACUCCCGCCGGCGCAAGCGGGAGGCGAAGAUGCUGUCCUCCCUUGCGCGGGGCGAGGUCUCCCCGGACGACGCGCUCUGCUUCUACAACCUUUGCCCGAACGCCUCCGCGAGGGCUGCGCCGCCGCCUCUCAGUGGCUGGCUGCCCGUCACCGUCGCGGGCGCCCCGGGGGGCGCCGUGCCGCUGUGCCGCAGGCCCAGUGCCAAGGGGGGUCACCACCAGUCGAGUAG
Molecule: messenger RNA, 944 nt
Organism: Prorocentrum cordatum
Lineage: Eukaryota; Dinophyceae; Prorocentrales; Prorocentraceae
Source: the annotation of a GenBank genome assembly